Schistocerca gregaria is the source of this 2874-nucleotide messenger RNA. RefSeq names its product FAD-dependent oxidoreductase domain-containing protein 1-like. The transcript is spliced from 9 exons. The record is from RefSeq and is a predicted model, not a curated record. Gene Ontology annotation, cellular component: cytoplasm. The coding region runs from base 1195 to 2703 and encodes 502 amino acids. Lineage: Eukaryota; Metazoa; Arthropoda; Insecta; Orthoptera; Acrididae. Gene Ontology annotation, molecular function: oxidoreductase activity.
ACAUACACUUUCUGUGGAUAAUAGUCGUCACACAGUACUCUGCGAAACAACGAUUUUCACGUCUAACUGACUGAAUGCUGAUAGCAGACGACUCAUCCACUCGAGCAAGCACUGUGUCUUCAAAAUCGGGAGUCCGUGUUGUUUGUCGCCCACAGUUGUUGUACUGUGAUACCAAUUUCCCUGUUUCAUUUAAUUGUUGGAACAGUUUUGGAAACGUGGUAUGAGCUGCAUGUCUACUGCAUGGAUACUUAGCUUGUACAGACUUUCGUCUUUUCUGCUGCUUCCAUUUCUUGCUCAUACACUAACAUCGUGUCUGCAAGUUCCAUCGCCGGAUACAACGCCAUUUCGUUAGGAUUUACUGACGUUAGUACUGUAUUUCUACUUUUAAUUGCAGACUGCUGCAUAUAACUAUACAGACACUGUACACCAGGAUUGCACUUGUCAGUGCACACUACGCCGUCUACAUGUAAGUGCUCGUCCGGAUUGCCUACCCAACAGUCUUAGCAACGGUAUUAUCGUUUCGUGUUUUCCACUGGCAGAGGUAUCAGAACACUUUCGUUUAUAUGUUUCGCCUCGAUCGUUUCCUGACCAGUCUCUCUUCCCUGAAAGUUUGUAACAUCAUAAUGUAAUGAAGUCAUCACGGAAUCAUCCUAUAUUCUUUGUUUUUAGCUGUGGCAGCGCGGAUACUCGAAGAGUUUGUACUGCACAACUGAACUAUGGAGCAGACGAGUCACUGUCCCAAAAAUAUUUCAGUGUUCAAGGAUUCGAUGUUGCUUGCGCUCUGGUUACAUGACAUUUGGUCAUGGUCAAAUUGUUAACAAAUAGUCGAUCAAAUCAAAAGAGUAACGCCACAAUGUGUGAAAUAAUUCUUGUCGAAUCGAAGGAACACAAUAGCUGCCAUCCCUAUGUGUAAUCGAUGGACAUACGUUUUCAGCUACAUACUGUAUAUAGUAACUUCUUCGUCUAUGAACUUUGACAAAAUCAGCGGUAAAGCGUAUUUACAUCUGCUGUUGAUAAAUAGAACUUCACGUUGUAAUUGUUUUAAAUGGAAAAUUGCAUUUGACACUUAUAUUAUGCCUAAAGAACACGCAUUAAGAGCGUAUGAAUUUACUGAAAGUUGUCAUUAAAACGGCAUCGAUGUGUUCUUGGACUUUGAAAUAUUGAUAAGCCAUAAGUUUCGGUCAGAUCAUUAACAUGUGUAUUAUAACCAUGAAUUUUAUGAGUAAAUGUGGUAAAAGUAUUAAAUUUUUUGAAAGAAAUUCAGCACGCUUUCGCCUGUAUUGUACAAAGUCAUCUGAUAAAGAUGGACCACCAGUCCAAAAGUUCGAACAUCCAUUGAGUAGGACAUUAAGGAUAUUAAAAGCAGACUUAAAAACUAUAAAAAAUUAUAUUCCCUUUAUACAUAAACAGCACUACGAAAAUAAGUUCUUUAGUGAUCACUGUGAUAUUGUUGUCAUCGGCGGUGGCGUCAUUGGUUCCUCAAUAGCAUACUGGCUACAGACUAGGGUGCGGGAUGGUGUCAGAGUUAUUGUCAUUGAGAAAGAUCCUUCGUAUGCCAAGGCCUCUACACCACUUUCCUGUGGCGGUAUAAGGCAUCAGUUCGGCUUGCCUGAGAACAUUCAGAUGUCAAUGUUCGGUGCAGAAUUUCUUCGAAACAUAAAGAGAUAUCUUCAUGUAGAGGGAGAUAACCCACCUGAUGUGUGCUUUACACCUUACGGGUACCUUUCCUUAGCAACUGACAGAUCUGCCCAACAACUGGAGGAAAACGUACACCUGCAACAUCAGCUGGGUGUUAAAAAUGAAUUACUAUCACCAACAAUGCUGAAGAAAAAAUUUCCAUGGUUGGACACAACUGGAAUUGCACUGGGUUGCCACGGUCUCGAAAAUGAAGGGUGGUUUGACCCAUGGUCUUUACUAAUGGCAUUCAAGAAAAAAGCAAUUUCAGCAGGGGCAGAAUAUGUAACAGCAGAGGCUAUUGGAUUUGAAUUUAGAAAAAUGCCAGAUAUGUUGAUAGAAGGUGUUGAGCCUGGAACCUAUGAAACAAUAGACAGAGUUUUGGUAAAAACUGAAAAUGGUGAAGUUAGACCCAUUAAGUUUGGGAUUGCAGUGAUAGCUGCUGGUGCAAAUUCAAAAAAAGUUGCAGAAAUGGCAAGAAUAGGUAAAGGUUCUGGGUACCUUAGCGUUCCUUUGCCUAUUGAACCACGAAAGAGAUAUGUGUAUUGUGUUCACUGUCCAGAGGGUCCUGGACUAAAUACACCUUUUGUCAUUGAUCCUACUGGUACAUAUUUCAGGCGUGAGGGGUUUGGUGGAAAUUUCAUCUGUGGCAAAUCACCAACAGAAGAGGAAGGAGAACCAAGCAUAGAAGAUCUUGAGGUCGACUCUAGUUAUUUUGACAACAGUGUUUGGCCCCAUCUGGCAGCUAGAGUGCCAGCAUUUGAACAGUUAAAGGUGAAAAAUGCAUGGGCUGGGUAUUAUGACAUCAAUGUAGUAGAUGAAAAUGGAAUUGUUGGACCUCAUCCAUAUUACCACAAUCUUUAUUUAGCAGCUGGAUUUAGUGGCCAUGGUAUACAGCAAGCACCUGCUGUUGGACGUGCUGUUAUGGAAAUGAUGUUUGAAGGUGGAUUCAAGACAAUAGAUUUGAGUCGUUUUGGAUUUGAUAGGCUAAUGUAUAAUGAGUUGCUAAGGGAAGUGAACAUCGUAUGAUUGCAAAUCAUUCCAUUACAUGGUAAUGAGAUCUGAAUAUUAAAUAGUAGUGUAAUUAUAAAACACUGUAUUUUCUCUUCUGAAUAUAAAAACGAGUUUUUCAUUGUAAAAUACUGUAUCAUAAAAAUGAGCAAAUAUUCAAACACUUAAUAAAAGAGAGAAUUUAUUCAA